Messenger RNA from Nicotiana attenuata, 1566 nucleotides. RefSeq lists its product as uncharacterized. The record is from RefSeq and is a predicted model, not a curated record. The coding region runs from base 1 to 1566 and encodes 521 amino acids. The transcript has 4 exons. NCBI's taxonomy places the organism in Eukaryota, Viridiplantae, Streptophyta, Magnoliopsida, Solanales, Solanaceae.
AUGGCAAGUUUAACAGAGUUGUUGCGUCAUUCUGGCAAGUGGAACGAUGAGAGCAAUUACGUCGAUUAUUCAAUUGAGGGAAUACUAAUAAAGGAGUAUGCAUCGUAUAAUGAUUUGGUUGCGUCAAUUUCCAAUCAACUGGGCAUAGAUUUGAGCUCAAAGUCCAAUAAAAUCCAAUACAAAGUAGAAGGGAAUAGCACGCCAAUUGAAAUACACAAUGACAUGGGUUACAGUGUGUGUGUAGAAUUGAAAAAAAAGAACAGAGAAUUCGGGAUGUAUCCUUUGUGCAUUACAAUGAUUGAAAAAGAACUUGUAUCCGAUCGUAGUUUAAUUCAAGGUGAUAUUGUGCAAAUAGAUGAAUCACUUCAAAGGUAUGAUUCCGGUACAGAUGAUACGCUUGCUCUAGAUUUUGUCAAUUUAGGAGAAGCAAUUGGGGUGUUUGAACUGGACAAGGAUUUGAUAAUUUCAAAAACUAAUCAAAGGGAGGUUAUGGCUGGACAAGUAUAUAAGGAUAAGGCUACAUUGAAAGAGGUGAUGGAGAAUUAUGCUAUAUCUCAAAGGUUUCAAUUCCGGGUUGAUAGGUCUAACGCUGUUAGCUAUGCAUUAUUAUGUAUGUCAGAAGAUUGUGAAUGGAGGUUUAAGGCUUCGAGCAUUAACAAAUCUGAACUAUUCAAAGUGAGAGAGUUCAUUGAUAACCAUACAUGUCCGCUGAAGGACAAGGUGUAUGAGCAGCGACAGGCAAGUAGCAGCCUUAUAGGUGGUAUGAUUAGGCCUAAGCUUACUAAUCAUAAGAGGAAAUACACCCCAAAGGAUAUUAUUGAUGAUGUGAAAUCAGAUUUAGGUGUAGAUGUUAGCUACAUGUUGGCGUGGCGGGCUAAAGAAAAGGCAAUGAAUUUUUUGAGAGGUGAACCGGCUGAUUCAUACAAAAAAUUACCAGGAUACUUAAAUACAAUGGAUAUGACAUAUCCAGGUUCGCACAUCAGAAUGGUAAAAUCGCCCAAAAAUGAGUUCAUGUAUGUGUAUAUAUCUUUGUAUGCCUUUAUAAAGGGGUUUGAUCAUUGUAGAUCCAUUGUGGUUGUGGAUGGAAGUCACCUAAAAUCUUACUACACCGGGACAUUCGUCUCGGCAAGCACGUUGGAUGGUGCAGGUCAUAUAAUGCCACUAGCAUAUGGUGUUAUUGAUUUAGAGAAUGAUGCUGCUUGGACGUGGUUCUUUGAGCAAUUCAAGAUAGCAUACGGUGAUAGGGAAAACAUGUGCAUCGUUUCAGAUGGAAAUGAGAGUAUCAUUAAAUCUGUAUCGAGAGUGUAUCAGAUGUACCGUAUUUUGCCUGUAUAUGGCAUCUAUGGAACAACUCUGAUGGAGAAGGUGGAGAAGGUAGAUAUUAGGGUGAAAGAAUACUUGGAGUUAGCUAGAUACGAAAAGUGGGCUAGGUUGUAUGCACCUGUUAAUAGGGGAUGGACCAUGACGUCAAAUAUUGCUGAGUCAAUUAAUGCCGCACUAGUGUUAGCAAGGGAAUUACCAAUAUACGACUUCCUCGAAGAAGUUAGGAAGAUGUUUGGACGUUAG